CCAGUUUGGAGCUGGAGCAAGGAACGAAAACAAAACCAGAGGCUGAGCUCUCUCCGGCUUGCUCGGUUGUAGGCCGCGUGUUAUUUUAUUUUAUUUUAAUUUUUUGAAUGACUGCAUGCUUCUAUGAAAUAGGGGCGAGUUACGGACCGUGAAUGCAUGCUGCAAAUGAGGCUUGAACCCUGAUUGAAAGGACCUACAUAAUCCAUGCAAAGGAAUGCUGCAGUUGCAAUCUUGCCACUUAACAUCCUUUCUACAGUGGAAAUGCUGGAAAUCAGAAAUCCCGUUCCUGAAAGCCAAAACAUGAAACAGCUACCAGCGGAAACUGUUCGACUUCUUUCUAGUUCGCAGGUCAUUGUAUCAGUUGUCAAUGUGGUUAAAGAACUGGUAGAGAAUUCUUUGGACGCUAAUGCAACCAGUAUUGAUGUUAAGUUGGAGAACUAUGGUUUUGAAAAGAUUGAAGUACGAGAUAAUGGUGAUGGGAUUAAGGCAGUUGAUGUUCCUGUGAUGGCAAUGAAGCACUACACAUCAAAAAUAAGCUCUUCGGAGGACCUUGAAAGCUUGAGCACAUACGGUUUUCGUGGCGAAGCUCUGGGCUCCAUUUGUAGCAUAUCACAGGUUUCUAUUACAACAAGGACAGCUGCUGAUGAUUUUAGCACCCAGUACAAUUUUGAUAUAAGCGGUCAUAUAAUUUCUCAGAAGCCAUCUCAUCUUGGAACAGGGACAACUGUAACAGUUCAAAAGCUGUUCAAGAAUCUGCCUGUAAGAAAACAGUUUUAUUCUACUGAUAAGAAAUGUAAGGAAGAAAUGAAAAAAACUCAGAAGCUGUUGAUGGCAUAUGGCAUUAUAAAACCAGAACUGAGAAUAAUGUUUACACAUAACAAGACAAUCAUAUGGCAGAAGACCAGGGUACUAGACCAUAAAAUGGCUUUCAUGGAAGUAGUGGGACCUGCUGUUAUGAAGAACAUGGUACCUUUUCAACAGCACAAUGAAGAUCUGAAGAUAUCUUUCAGUGGCUUUGUUCCAAAGCCUGAUUCAGACAGAGGUUUGACAAGUCAGUCGAACUCAGAAAGAAGUUUCAUUUUUAUAAACAGCCGACCAGUGUAUCAAAAAGAAAUUCUUAAGCUUGUUCAACAGUACUAUAGCAUAUUACACAAGGAUUUUUAUCGAUUGUUCCCGAUUUUCUUUCUCAACAUUACUGUUCCUCCAUCUGCUGUGGAUGUCAAUUUAAUACCAGAUAAAUCUCAAGUAUUAGUACAUAAUAAGGAAUCUAUCUGUCUUGCUAUUGAAGAGAAUUUGAUAUUAUUAUAUGGACCAUUAAAUAGCUCUGUGUCUUAUGAAAUGAAUGCAACCAACAAUACCUCAAAAGAUAUUAAUGAAGCUGAACAAGAAGUUGUAACCCAGUCUUGUACAAGAAUAAAUCCACUUGCUUGUACUUCACAAUCUUCACUUAGUAAUGACAUGCAAAAUGCUAAUGUACAGGAAAACAGAUUAGUUGGCAAUCAAACAAUAUGUAAUCAUUAUUCUCAUGAUACUUCUACUGAAAUUAAAAUACCUGAUAAUGAAAUAGUUGGAUAUGAUCAAUUUCAGGAUAACCAACCAAAUAAUGUACUUUGUCAAGAUCAACAGAAUAAGGAAAUAUUUAAUCUAGAUAAUAAUACUGCAAUGGACAUUCAGUGUGAAAAUAGCAUGGAGAGUGAUUCAAGAAAUUACAGUUUUCAAGAAGAAAGAGAAAGAGCUAAAAUCUCUGCAGAUUCAUCUGAAAUCACUGCUGAUAAAUGGAGUAUGGGGAAUGCAUUUAAAAAUUCCAGAGCAGAAAAUCUGGAACCAGUUCAAAUUUUAAUUCCAGAUAAGGAUGAAGUAAGACCUCAAAAGAAAAAGGGUGGUUUAGCAAAACUUCAAGAAGAAAGUAACAAUCAAGCUGUUAAAAAAACAAAUGUGAUAAAAGAUAAAAUGGGUCAGAUUACAGCCUAUGACUUAAUUAGCAAUAAGACUAUCAGGAAAUCCAUGUCAGCAUUUGAACUUUUUGUUCAAGACUAUUCUCCUGAUUCAUUGAGUGAAAUUGCCAAAUUAAACUCAGAAAAACUACUGCUGAAAAUGGAAGCAAUGUGGAACUCAUUGAAUGAAGAAGAAAAAAAGAAAUAUGAGGAAAAAGCUGACAAAGAUCUGGAACGAUACAACAGGCAAAGCAGAAAAGCUAUGUGUCCUAAUACACUAACAUCAAUGAGGGAGAGAGAGAAAAGACACAAGAUUAAACUAAAAGACUGCUUAAAUAAUCAGCAAAAAUUGGACACCCUUUUUAACUCGCAAAUAAGAAAAAAGCAUGAUGAUUACCAAGCAAAAAAAACUCUACAACUGCCUUUCUCCAUGGAUGCAUUCAAACAAAAACUUCAAAGGCUUGAAUAUAAAAAGGCAGAUAAAGAGGAAUCUUGCUUAAUUCGCCUUCUGAAUUUUCCUGAUGCGUGGAUACUUGCCUCUGAAGAAAAAAUAGAGAUGCUAAAUCCAUACAGAAUGGAAGAAGCCCUUCUCUUCAAAAAACUAAUUGAAAAUCAUAAACUUCUUAUAGAGAAGUUGGACACUCCUAUUAUAUUAACUGAGAGUCUUUUUAGUGACACUCAUUAUAUGGAAGUGCUUUGCAGUAUGCCUAGGGAAAGUGCAAGAUUUGAUGGAUCAUCCUAUUUGUUGGAUCCCAGACUUGUAGCAAAUGGAUUUAAGAUAAGGAUAAUACCAGGUACUUCAGCUGUGGAAAGUCAGCUGGAAAUAGAAGGAAUGACCAGCUGUCUGCCAUAUUAUGGUAUAUCAGAUUUGAAGGAAAUUCUAAGUGCUGUGAUAAAUAAUAAUGCGCAAGAAGUCUAUGAAUGCAGACCUCUUAAAGUGGUAAACUAUUUGGAGGGAGAAGCAGUCCGAUUAUCCCGACAAUUACCUUUGUAUUUAUCAGAAGAAGAUGUACAGAAUACCAUAAACAGAAUGGGAAAGCAAUUUGGAACUCAACAUAACAGCUGUGUCCAUGGUCGUCCAUUUACUCAUUUCUUAACAAAUAUACCACAGAGUAACUAGAAGGAAAUAGAAAAUACUGUUUAGAAUCAUAUUUCACCCUUUUAUAUACAUUAUACUAUGGACAUUUGCUAUUUUUAAAAUUAGUACCGUAUAUGCCGGCGUAUAAGGCGACCCGGCGUAUAAGACGACCCCCGUCUUCGGCGCCGAGUAGCAUGCCUAGAAUGUCAUCUUAUAUGCCAGAAACUACCAGUAUUUCCAGCGUAUAAGAUGACUCGGCGUAUAAGACGACCCCCAACUUCGGCGCCGAUUUUAACCUUUGCAAAAGUUGUCUUAUAUGCCAGAAUAUACGGUAUUUGGCUAUAAUUACUGUAUUGGAAUUUUGUUUGAAAUUUAUGUGAAGAUUAUAUUGAAAAUAACCUGUACUUCUUUCUGCAUAUGAAUACUCCAAGUUCACAUCAGCUGGAUUUAUACAUUUAACAUUGCAUACUUUUAUUAUAGCUAAUCUUGCAAAAAAUAACAGGAAAAUCGUUAACUAAAUUAUGCAUUUCUGUUUCAUAAACAUUGUUCACAAAAUGGGUAAAGAUAUAACUUUAUAGUUCUCUUGUUAGACAUACUUUUUGAUAUAAAACACAAUCAAUGUAAUUUCUUAUUUUUUAUAAGAUAUUCCUGAAUAAAAUGUAUGUUGAAAAAACA
This is a messenger RNA of Crotalus tigris (Tiger rattlesnake), 3687 nucleotides long. RefSeq names its product PMS1 homolog 1, mismatch repair system component (gene PMS1). The record is from RefSeq and is a predicted model, not a curated record. Lineage: Eukaryota; Metazoa; Chordata; Lepidosauria; Squamata; Viperidae. The transcript has 14 exons. Gene Ontology annotation, cellular component: MutLalpha complex. The coding region runs from base 205 to 3054 and encodes 949 amino acids. Gene Ontology annotation, biological process: mismatch repair. Gene Ontology annotation, molecular function: ATP hydrolysis activity; mismatched DNA binding; ATP binding.